AUGGUUUUUUUUUUGGCUGGCAUCCCGCAACCUUCUGUUACGAAUUCGUCGGUGCUGCCGGUUGUUGUUUUACGGACAGAGUUUCCAGACAGUGUUUCUGAACGGAAUUGUACGCCAUUCAUAUUCGUUGCUCUGACAUCGUUAUCAUAUUUAGUGGUCUCUUUUCUUACAUUUCCCCACAUUUCACAAACAUAUCGCGAUACCUCCCCUUGCCCGCUCACCUGUCGCGGUCCAUCCACCUUGCCAGUUGGUAAUUGUGGUUUCAGCGCCACAACCCACGCAUUGUUCCGCUUUUUCUCCCCAACGUUUUUGCUCUGGGGGUGA
This is a messenger RNA of Trypanosoma brucei brucei TREU927, 324 nucleotides long. RefSeq lists its product as hypothetical. The transcript has a single exon. The record is from RefSeq and is a predicted model, not a curated record. Lineage: Eukaryota; Euglenozoa; Kinetoplastea; Trypanosomatida; Trypanosomatidae. Bases 1 to 324 code for a protein of 107 amino acids.